AUGCAAGAGCAGUGCGAUGUCGCGUUCCCGGGACUCUUUGAGGAGGUGGAGAGACCAGUUAAGCUGAGGAAGAAUAAGAAGGUGAUGAGGAAGGAAUCGGAUGAUACGCCGGCGUUGAAUGGGUUUAUCCGGGCCAUGAUUUUCGAUCAGCAGUUAUAUAUAAUCGACACGUACGGGAAAAUCUACUCCCGCGGCAUCGCCACCCUGCAUGCUCUCCACCGCGCAAUGCUCACCUCCCCGGAGCCCCUCCCCAACAUCGAAUUUACCAUGAACGUAGACGACAAGAUGGAAGGACAUUCGCAGUGGCUCUACGCACGACAAGCCAAGAAUGAAGAAACGUGGCUCAUGCCCGAAUACGGGUUCUGGUCGUGGCCCGAGACGAAAAUCGGGAGCUACGGAGAAAUGCAGAUGAAAGCCAUCCUGACCGAGAGCGAGUGGCCUUGGAGUCGGAAGAUGGAUAAAUUGUUGUGGCGCGGCGCGACGAUGAGCUUGGAGGUGCGCAAGAAAUUCGUUAAUGUGACCGAGGGGAAGGCGUGGGCGGAUGUGAAGACGUUGGAUUGGCAUAAUGAGGGGAGUAUGAAGAAUGAUUUGAAGAGUAUGGAUGAGCAUUGUCAGUACAAAUUUCUGGCGCACACGGAAGGAAACUCCUAUUCCGCGCGACUGAAGUAUCUGCGGAAUUGUCGAUCGGUGAUUGUGGCGCAUGAGUUGGAGUGGAUGGAAUUUUUCCAUCCGUUGAUGAAGAAGGAUGGGCCGGAACAGAAUUACAUCGAAGUAGAUAGGGAAUUUGAGGGGUUGGAAAGGAAGAUGGUGGAGUUGAUUGAAGGGGAGGAUCAGAAGGGGAUAGAGAAGAUUGCGGAGAGGAGCGCGAGAGUUUUCAGAGAGAGAUAUCUUACGCCGGCGGCGGAGACGUGUUACUGGAGACGCUUGAUUAGGGGUUGGAAAGAGGUGAUGGGGUUUGAGGUGGAGUUUUUUAAUGUGACGAAGGGGGGGGAGAAGAAGUGGAGGGGGGUACCGGUGGAAUCUUUUCUGUUGGAGAGGAGGUUGGAGUGGGAUCCUUAUUAG
This is a messenger RNA of Botrytis byssoidea, 1062 nucleotides long. RefSeq lists its product as uncharacterized. The record is from RefSeq and is a predicted model, not a curated record. The coding region runs from base 1 to 1062 and encodes 353 amino acids. Lineage: Eukaryota; Fungi; Ascomycota; Leotiomycetes; Helotiales; Sclerotiniaceae. The transcript is spliced from 2 exons.